CGCGAAGCCAUUCCAUCCAAACAGCACUCUCCUCGUCAGGCAGCACCAUCUCGGGCACACGCCCCUCGUCAGGAUGCUCCCGUACCGUCACGGGUGCACGCCCCUCGUCAGGCUGCACCAUCUCGGGCACACACCCCUCGUCAGGAUGCUCCCGUACCGUCCCGGGUGCACGCCCCUCGCCAGGCUGCACCAUCUCGGGCGCACACCCCUCGUCAGGCUGCAGCUGCACCGUCCCGGGUGCAUACGCAUCGUCAAGUGGACCCUUCACCGCGGCACACACCCCGCCAGGAGGUUCCAUCCGAUAGCAAGGCGGCACCCCAAAUACCGAUGUUCCCGAGCCCCGAAUUCUGCCCCGCAGGGCUUUCUGCUUGUCCUAUUCGGAAUCAAUUUGGGCUGCUCUCAGGCGAUGAGAAUGUUGAAUAUGAGUGCGUGGACUUUAUGACGGAUUUGGACCAUUGUGGAGGCUGCUCGAGUCAAGAUUUCGAUAGGUUCAAUUGUAGGGCUGAUCCCCUCGCGCUGUCUGUCGCAUGUGUCUCUGGGCGUUGUGUUACCACGUCUUGCCAACCUGGAUACACUCUUCAGUCGGGUGAACAAUUGUGCACCCCAACUUAA
Molecule: messenger RNA, 612 nt
Organism: Pisolithus orientalis
Lineage: Eukaryota; Fungi; Basidiomycota; Agaricomycetes; Boletales; Pisolithaceae
Exons: 3
Source: RefSeq, a predicted model, not a curated record